Colletotrichum karsti is the source of this 2688-nucleotide messenger RNA. RefSeq lists its product as uncharacterized. The transcript has a single exon. Lineage: Eukaryota; Fungi; Ascomycota; Sordariomycetes; Glomerellales; Glomerellaceae. The record is from RefSeq and is a predicted model, not a curated record. Bases 1 to 2688 code for a protein of 895 amino acids.
AUGGACACCUCCGAUCCAAACUCAAUCCCCCCUAUCCCUCAACGCUAUCGACACCUCCAAACCCCUGAACCGCGCCCGCGUCAACGCUCUCUACCCCCUCCGUCGCGCCGCGACCCCGACGCCGUUCCCAGCUCCCCCGAGGUCAUAUCUUCUCUGAUCACCAGUCUCUCCGUCAUCUCCAAGCCCGCCGACCAACACUUCGAGCGCAGCGCCCCGAGUCUCUCUGUUCCGGCAUCACCCCUCCGCAACGGCAGCUUUGGAGUCGACUACGGUGCCUUCAGUCAGCCCUCACUUGCUGACCUUCGUGCCGCCGACGUCCCCCUCGACGAGAUUGCAGCGUCGGCUCCCGUUAUCAAGACCUCCAAACCCCCUUCCGGCCUCUCGCCUCUGACAGCUCCAAAAUCGCCAGCCCGCGAAGCCUCCUCUGGUGGCCUCAGGUCUCUGUUGCGAAGUUCGUCGCGGCCCUCUUCGAAAGGAUCUCUGGGGUCGCGGGACGAUGCUCAAAGCAUCGGCAAUCUUUCCAUAGAACGAGGCUCUGCGCCCACCCCGGAACUAAAAAGACAGCGCUCGUACGACAGCUGGGGCAAGAAGCAGGGGAGGAGCCACAGGGGCUUGAUGUAUAUGAGCUCCAAGGAACAGUUACGAGAGAAGGAAGACAAGAAACGCGCGAGCUUCGGUGACCGAAGCUCCAACAGCUUCACUGGAACGUCGCUACGUCCCGAUCCGUUCCUCGCCGAGACACCAAUCAGCGAAGAGCCCGCCUACAACAUGGAAUCGUCCACACGAGACAAUUCCUACCACCAAGACAUGUCCAGCCCUAGCCGUGUGGAAGCCACGAGCCCGAGACCCAUUCCCGCCCGAGAUUCGUCCCUCUUCAAAACCGGAACCAACGCCAAGAGAUCUUCCACGAGAUCCUCACGAUCAAGACGAGAGAGCGAAAACGGCACGAGCGAGAUUAUCUACGAAGGUCACGCGCAAAUACCAGCACGGGAUGCGCCGAGGCGAAAACACCUGUCUCGCCAUGCUUCCGAAAACGAUUUGGCCAGGAUAUCCGCCGACGCAUCCGGCAAGCUAGCGAGCCGUCCAUUGUUCGAGACUCGGCACACCGAAGACUUUCGAGUCUCAGGUCCGUUAUUUGAAGAGGAGGAUGUCGAAGACAGCGCGCCGUUUCCCGCGGUUGCACAAGGCCGUCGUCGUGACGAUCAAACUGUCGACCGGAAUAUUCGGAAAUCAUUACGAGACAGCUCAGACGUAGGCGAGACCCUCAAGAUGAAGCGCAGCAGCUCCAGACUCAAGCGUCUAUCCGGGCCGUUGAGUCCCAAGGAUGAGCCCCAGACCAGCGCGCGCAACUCGGCGGCCUCACCAGAUCACCGCAACAGCAUGCCUGCCGGCUACGAGCGCCCACGCAGUGCAGAUUCUAUCGACGAUGCGGUUGAGUCUUACCUGUGUUCUCCCCGUUUAUCGCAAAAGAUCAAACAUCCUCAGACCGGCCGAGUGAUUUCAUUCUCCGAAGUGGGAGACGCAGAUGGCUCCGCAGUGUUCUGUUGCGUGGGCAUGGGGUUGACGAGAUACAUCACGGCCUUUUACGACGAAUUAGCAUUGACGCUGAAAUUGCGUCUCAUUACACCCGAUCGACCUGGCGUUGGUGAUAGUGAGGCAUACGCCGAUGGAACCGCGACGCCGCUCAGCUGGCCCGACGACGUCUACGCCAUUUGCCAGGCUCUCAAGAUCACCAAGUUUUCGAUUCUCGCACAUUCCGCCGGUGCGAUCUACGCGCUGGCGACUGCUCUUCGCAUGCCCCAACACAUCCGCGGGAGGAUACACCUCCUCGCUCCCUGGAUCCCCCCUUCGCAGAUGAACGUGUUUGGCACUUCACAAGCACUGCCCCCGACGAACGCGAUUCCGACAUCCCAAAGAAUUCUGAGAGCUCUCCCUACACCAUUUCUCAAGGCUGCGAACAGCUCCUUCAUGUUGGCGACGAGCAGCUCUAUUACGAGCUCGCUUCCCAAGACGCAAAGACGCAGCAAGCGGAAAUCCACUGCCACCACAGGCCGGGACACCCCGGCCAUGUCCAACGGCAACAAGCGAGACACGACACCCCACCUCGACAAGGAGAACUUGGGGCUGUUCAACUUCAACAAGGACCGCAACAGCGCCGGCGACGACUUGCUUGGGACGGGAUCCGCCCCGAUUGCCACAGAGAAUAUGGACCGGAUACGACCCGCCGGUACGGCGUCAGCACAGGGCCACUACGACUCUGACACACAGAUCCUGGCCGCCGCCGCGGAUGCAUUGAUGGACAAGGAACGUCAAACGAUUUACGACAACAGACUGACGCACGCCAUUUGGGAACUGGCGACAACGGGCGCCAACCCUGCGGUCGACCUGCUGGUCUGCCUAGAGCGCAGACACACAAUCGGUUUCCGAUAUGUUGACAUCACGCGCCCCGUCGUAAUCCAUCAUGGCAGCCGCGACACUCGCGUGCCCGUCGACAACGUCAAGUGGCUGGGCAAGACGAUGCGUCGCUGCGAAGUGCGGGUUCUCGAAGGUGAAGGCCACGGCCUGAUGGCGAGCGCCGGUGUCAUGGGUUCCGUGCUCAUGGAGAUCAGCAAGGAGUGGGACGAUUGGCUCCGCGCGACCAACGGCAAAAAGGACGACCGGAGCCGGAGGAACACCAGCGCGCGGUAA